This is a messenger RNA of Epinephelus lanceolatus (giant grouper), 16787 nucleotides long. It is a transcript of the gene prx, whose product is annotated as periaxin. NCBI's taxonomy places the organism in Eukaryota, Metazoa, Chordata, Actinopteri, Perciformes, Serranidae. Gene Ontology annotation, cellular component: nucleus; cytoplasm. The record is from RefSeq and is a predicted model, not a curated record. Gene Ontology annotation, molecular function: protein binding. Gene Ontology annotation, biological process: regulation of RNA splicing; peripheral nervous system myelin maintenance.
GGCCUGAGGUUUCAGUGAGGGGAGCAACAGGCUGGCUGGUGACAAGGGGCAAAGGCUUGAGAAAUAGAGAGAGGGGGAAAAGAUUAAAAAUACCAACAACAACACGACCAAGUGAAGAAGGGCAGCUGAGGACAGCAGGAAGUCAAUGUUAGAUAAAGGGAGUCAUAGGGAGAUAAGGAAAGAGAGCGAGGCUGAGAUUAAAGAUCUGCAGGUGGAAGUCUGUCACCUUUGAACCACUGGAGGAGGCACGCUGAGGCUGAGAAUUAAGACUCUGACAGAGACCAAGAAGACAGCCAUGUUUUCAGCCAGACCAGAGAUCCAGCCGUAAAAGACAAGAGGCGGUCGCCCCCCUCCAACAGAUCCCCCUCUGCCCCACAACGAAACCCUCACCACAGCGGCUCCACAGAGGAACAGGAGAGCCCUGAGAGAGUGGUGCAGAAGGAGAAACUUCAUGCAGAGCUGAAACAGGUGUUGAGUCAGAAGAGAAGUCAUCUGAGAGAGUCGACCUGCCAACUGGCCGAACCAGAGAUGGACUCAGAGCCCACAGACGAACAGACAUGGGUGGAGGAAGCCAGUAAGUCCAUGGAAAUAGUGGUGGAGACGGAGGCAGAAGCUGGAGCCAGCGGCUACAGUGUGACUGGUGGAGGACAGCAAGGGAUCUUUGUUAAAGACGUGCUCAGAGACUCACCAGCUGCUAAACAUCUCAGUCUACAGGAAGGUGACCAGCUGCUGAGUGCCAAGGUCUACUUCGACAAUGUGAAGUAUGAAGAUGCUCUGAAGAUCCUUCAAUGUGCAGAGCCAUAUAAGGUCAGCUUCCAGCUGAAGAGGACCAUCCCCGGAGCAGAGGUCUGUGUGCGGCCUCGAGUUCCCAGCGUUGAGGUCAAAGGUCCCAAGGCCAAGAUGGCCAAAAUGAGUGUGAAGGGCAGCAAGCCGUUCAAGGCCAAGAAGAAGAGAGGUGGUCGUUUUGGUCUGAAGAGGCUGAAGGAGAAGCGCAGAGAGGAGCUUGUGAUAGAGGGAACACCCCCCAGGCUGGAGAUGAGUGAUGUAGAUGUGGAGUUUUCUCUCCCCAAAUUCAAACAGAGGAGGAGUGCGAAGGUUGAAGCAGAAGGAGCCGGAGGCACUGCAAUCGUGGGAAAGGCAAAGAGGAGGAUCAGGUUUCCCCACAUAAAAACAAAGGGGUACACUGGAGAGGACACAGGAGGAAAAGUGGUUGGAGGACAACUCGAGGGACAGGUGAAUAUCUCACCACCGGAGAUACCUGAGGCUAAACUGAAAACCAAAGGAAAAGGACACAAGUUUGGAAUCACCUUUCCUAAGACCAAACAUACAAAGUCAGGGUCAGCUUUGGAAACUGGAUCUGUGGAGCUGAAGCCUCCAGGUGUGAACAUCCAGCCACCAUCAGUGGAGUUCAGUUUGUGUGGUGAUAAAAACGUAGACGUGGAGAAGGGAGGCGUUAAGCUUAAUGCACCUGAUGUGGAGUUUGCACUCCCCUCAGGAAAAUCUGAGGCAUCUUUGCCCCAUGGAAAGACAGAAAUCAAAGCUCCUAAACUCAACAUCAAAGCAGGAGCUGAUGCAGAGGCGGCUGUUGAAAAAGGUGACGUAGACGUAGGCAAAGGAGAUGCAAGGUUAAGAAUGCCAAAGUUGAAACUGCCCAAAGUUAGACUUUCUCGUCAUUCUGAUGAGAUAGAUGGUGACAUCAAAGUGAAAGCACCUCCAAAAGUAGAAAUUAAAGAUGCUGAUAAGAUUAGUCUCCCUGAGGCAAAUAUCACCAAACCAAAGAUGGAUGUUGAUCUCUCAGGAAAAGCUGCAUCUAUACAAAAGCCUUCUGUUGAUAUUUCUUUACCAAAAGUGAAGGGAAAGUCCGACAUCAACGUCUCACUCCCAGAGUGCGAAGGAACUGGAAAGACAGUGAUCAAAAUGUCUGCUGUUGACAUCUCUGUGCCUGAUGUUGAUUUGGAGUUGGACACCAGACACAGAAUUCCUGAUGAGAUAGAGGGCACUUUUAAAGGGCCAAAAAUCUCCAUGCCAAAGGUCGACAUCUCGUUGCCAAAGAUGGGAUCUUCCAGUGUGGACAUUAAAGGUCCAGAAGGUGGAGGGAAUAUCAGUCUACCUUCUCUUGAUAUCACUCUUCCGGAGGGGAAAACAGACAGUGGAGAUGUUGAUAUGGACUACUAUGUUGGUGGAGAUGGGAAGUUCAAAAUGCCUGAGUUUGACAUUUCUCCUCCAAAAAUUAAGCCACAAGUAGGAGAAGUAAAUAUAAAAGGAGAAGGCAUCAAGUUACCCAAAGUAGACCUAACACUUCCCACAGGCAAAGCAGGAACAACUGAAAUUGAAGGAGGUGGAAAAUUUCAAUUACCAUCAUUUGACAUCUCUCUCCCUAAAAUGAAGACAGGUGAGAUGAAGGCUGACACUGAAGGCCCCGAGGUGAAAGGUGGUAAAUUUGAAAUGCCCACACUCGACAUUUCUCUGCCCAAAGGAAAAAUAGAAGGAGACACUGACGUAGAAGGGCCUGCUGGGAGGGGAGGAACUGUCAAAAUGCCUACCUUUGAUGUUUCUCUACCAAAGUUGAAACAACCAGAGGGUCACAUGAAAAUAGAGACACCCAAGCUUGAGGGUGGAGGUGAGAUCCAGAUGCCCUCUCUUGAUAUAUUGAUGCCAAAAGGAAAGAUGGAGAGUAACAUUGAAAUAGAGGGUCCAUCUGCAAAAGGAGGGAAGUUAAAAAUGCCCUCAUUCGAUGUCAGACUCCCUAAGAUGGAGACAUCUGGGGCUAAGGUUGACUUACAUGGACCUGAGAUGAAAGGAGGAAAAAUUGAGAUGCCAUCAGCAGACAUUUCUCUACAAAAAGGUAAAUGCAAGGGUGAAGUUGACUUCAAGGGAGAAGGAAGCACGUUUAAAAUGCCAUCAUACAAUAUAACUCUUCCAAAAAUGAAGUCACCUGAGGGAGAGGUUGUUUUGGAAGGACCUGAAGUAAAGGGCGGAAAGAUCAAGAUGCCUAGUGUCGAUUUCUGUGUUCCCCAAGGAAAUGUUGAGGGAAAUUUGAACAUUGGUGGCAGUGACUUAAAAGGAGACAAAUUCAACAUGCCCUCUUUAGACAUUUCUCUCCCAAACAUGAGGACACCUGAAGGAGACAUGAAGCUAGAAUGCCCCAAACUUCCAACUGUUGAGUUUUCACUCCCAAAGGCAAACAUAGAGGGCAACAUGGAGCUUGACGGUAGUGGUGGUAGUGGGACCAAGUUCAAGAAGCCAACUUUUGACAUCUCACUCCCAAGGAUGAAAACCAAGGAGGGACAGCUUGAUAUUGAAGGACCUGAAGUGAAAGGGGAAGCAAAGUUCAGCAUGCCCUCUUUAGAUGUGUCACUACCAAAGAUCAAAUCACAGGGAGGUGAAAUCGACAUUGAAGGUCCUGAUUUUAAGGUUAAUACACCAGAGGCAGAUUUAGAUCUAAAGGGAAGUGAGAUAAAAGGAGGGAAAAUAAAGAUGCCUACAUUUGAUGUGUCACUACCAAAGACAAAGAUGCCUGAGGGAAAUAUUGGCCUUCAGGGACCCUCAGUUGCUCUCCCAAAAAUAAAAUCAAAGCGAGGUGAUAUCAACAUUAAGGGGCCAGAAAUUAAAUUGCCAACUAUUGACAUAUCACCCCCCCAAGGAAAAUUAGAGGGGGAAAUCACUGUCGAGCGUGAAGGAAAAGGAGGCGAAUUUAGCCUUCCAUCUGUAGACAUUGACCUCCCUACAGUUAAAUUCCCUGAAGGAGAUGUGAAUUUUCAAGGGCCAAAAGUUAAAGGUUCAAAAUUUGAAAUGCCAAAAGUCGACCUCUCACUUCCUAAAGGAAAAGUACAGGGAGACAUUGAUAUUGACAUUCACUCUGGAAAAGAUGGGAAUAUAGAAAUAUCAUCCUAUGAUAUUGGACUUCCUAAAGGAAAAUUCACAGGCCCUGAACUUAAGGGAGGAAAAAUCAACAUGCCAGACGCUGACCUGUCACUUCCAAAAGGAAAGGCUGAUGCUGACAUCAGUAUUGAGGGUCCUGAGAUAAAAGGAGGUAAAUUCAAAAUGCCCAAAUUUGACGUUUCACUUCCAAAGAUGAACCUGCCAGAGGGCAAUGCCAAAGUGGAAGGACCAGAAAUAAAAGGAAAAAUGGAAAUGCCGACAGUUGAUAUUUCACUUCCAAAAGGAAAAAUAAAGGGAGAUGUUGAUAUUCAAGGACCUAAAGUCAAAGCUGACAUGUCACUCCCUAAAAUUAAGUCUCCAGAGGUAGAUAUCAGCCUCAAGGAUACUGAUGUUAAAGGAGGACAGUUUAACUUGCCAACUGUUGACAUUUCACUACCCAAAGGAAAAAUUAGGGGUGACCUUGAUCUUGAGGGUCCUGAGUUGAAAGGGGGUACAUUUGAAAUGCCAAAAUUUGAUGUGUCUUUACCGCAAGUGAGUCUACCAGAAGGUGAUGUCAAAAUAAAAGGCCCAGAAAUCAAGGGAGGGAAGACUGAAAUGCCAGACAUUGAUAUCUCACUCCCCAAAGGAAAAGCAAGAGGAGAAUUUAAAACUGAAGGACAUGCUGGCAAAGGAGGAAAGUUCCAUAUGCCCUCUGUUGAUAUCUCUCUUCCUAAAAUGAAAGCUAAGGGACCAGAGAUCAAUAUAAAAGGCCCUGAACUUAAGGGAGGAAGAAUCAACAUGCCAGACAUUGACCUGUCGCUCCCCAAAGGAAAGGCUGAUGCUGACGUAAAUAUUGAGGGUCCUGAUAUUAAAGGAGGCAAAUUCAAAAUGCCCACAUUUGAUGUUUCACUUCCAAAGAUGAACCUGCCAGAGGGCAAUGUAGAAAUGCCAAAAGUAGAUAUUUCACUCCCAAAAGAAAAGGUAAAGGGAGAUUUUAACAUUGAGGGACAUGUGGGUAAGGGAGGCAAGUUUAACAUGCCCUCGGUUGAUAUUUCUCUUCCUAAAAUAAAAGCAAAGGGAAUUGAUGUUAAUACUGAAGGACCUGAACUUGGAGGUGACAUUUCACUCCCAAAAGGAAAAGUUGAGGGUGACCUCAAUGUCGAGGGUCCAGAGGUGCAAGGAGGGGAAUUUAAAAUGCCAAAAUUUGAUGUCUCAUUGCCAAAAGUGAAUCUCCCAGAGGGCAAUGUCAAAAUAAAAGGUCCAGACAUCAAGGGAGGAAAAAUUGAUAUGCCAGACAUUGAUAUUUCACUCCCCAAAGGAAAAGCAAAAGGUGAAAUUGCAAUUGAAGGACAUUCUGGCAAAGGAGGCAAGUUUCAUUUGCCCUCUCUUGAUAUAUCUCUUCCUAAAAUAAAAACAAAGGGACCAGAGAUAAAUCUUGAAGGCCCUGAAGUUACAGGAGGAAAACUAAACAUGCCUUCACUUGAUGCUUCUCUUCCCAAAAUAAAAUCUCCAAAUGUAGAUAUCAGCCUUGAGGGUCCUGAUGUUAAAGGAGGACAGGUCAAAAUCCCAGCUGCUGAUGUUUCACUUCCUAAAGGAAAAGUCGAGGGUGACAUAAAUGUUGAAGGCCCAGAGAUGAAAGGAGGCAAAUUCAAAAUGCCCAAAUUUAAUGUUUCACUUCCAAAGAUGAACCUACCGGAAGGCAAUGUGGAAAUGCCAACAGCUGAUAUUUCACUCCCAGAAGGAAAGGUGAAGGGGGAUGUUGACACUGAGGGACAUGUGGGUAAAGGAGGCAGGUUUCACAUGCCCUCGGUUGAUAUUUCUCUUCCUAAAAUUAAAGCAAAAGGAGUUGAUGUUGAUAUUGAAGGACCUGAACUUGAAGGUGACAUUUCACUCCCCAAAGGAAAAGUUGAGGGUGACAUUGAUGUCGAGAGUCCUGAGGUGAAGGGAGGUAAAUUUAAAAUGCCAAAAUUUGAUGUCUCAUUGCCAAGAGUGAAUCUCUCGGAGGGUGAUGUCACAAUAAAAGGCCCAGAUAUCAAGGCAGGGAAAAUUGAAAUGCCAGACAUUGAUACUUCACUCCCUAAAGGAAAAGCAGGAGGAGAAAUUGAAAUUGGGGGACAUGCUGACAAGGAAGGCAAGUUCAGUAUGCCAUCUGUUGAUAUCUCUCUUCCUAAAAUGAAAGCUGGGGAACCUGAGAUAAAUCUUGAGGGACCUGAAGUUACAGGAGGAAAACUAAACAUGCCAUCACUUGAUGUUUCUUUGACUAAAAUAAAAUCUCCCGACAUAGAUAUCAGCCUCAAGGGCCCUGAUUUCAAAGGAGGAAAGGCCAACAUCCCAACUGUUGAUAUUUCAAUUCCUAAAGGAAAUGUUGAGGGUGACAUAAAUGUUGAAGGCCCUGAGGUAAAAGGAGGAAAAUUCAAGAUGCCCAAAUUUGAUGUUUCUUUACCAAAAGUGAGUCUCCCAAAGGUUGAUGCCAAUGUGGAAGGACCACAUAUGAAAGGAAAACUUGAAAUGCCAGCUGUUAAUAUUGCACUUCCAAAAGGAAAAGCAGAUGUGGAUAUUGACAUUGAUGGGCAUGGUAGUAAGGAAGGGAAGUUUCACAUGCCCUCACUUGAUAUAUCUCUUCCUAAAAUCAAAGCAAAGGGGGCUGAUGUUGAUAUUCAAGGACCUGAAGUAAAAGGUGACAUGUCACUCCCUAAAAUUAAGUCUCCAGAGGUAGAUAUCAACCUCGAGGGUCCUAACAUUGACAUUUCACUCCCCAAAGGAAAAGCAGGAGAAAUUGAAAUUGAAGGACAUGCUGGCAAAGGAGGAAAGUUCCAUAUGCCAUCUGUUGAUAUCUCUCUUCCUAAAAUGAAAGCUAAGGGACCAGAGGUCAAUAUAAAAGGCCCUGAACUUAAGGGAGGAAGAAUCAACAUGCCAGACAUUGACCUGUCACUCCCCAAAGGAAAGGCUGAUGCUGACCUAAAUACUGAGGGUCCUGAGGUGAAAGGAGGUAAAUUCAAAAUGCCAAAAUUUGACGUUUCACUUCCAAAGAUGAAUCUGCCAGAGGGAAAUGUCAAAGUGGAAGGAGCAGAGAUGAAGGGAGGAAAAAUUGCAAUGCCAACUGUUGAUGUUUCAGUGCCAGAGGGAAAAGUGGAGGGAGAUAUCAAUAUUGAAGGACUACCUGGAAAGGGAAAGUUUGCUGUGCCAAAGGUUGACUUAACAGGUAAAAAAGGUGGUCUCCACAUGCCAACUCUUGACAUAGAUCUCCCCAAAUUUGAUCUUGAUCUCAGCCUUCCUACUGGUCUGACAGACAAAAGCCUCAAGGUUGACACCAGUGCUCCUGAAGCAUCAGGGGAUUUGAAGAUGCCUGGUCUUAAAGGAGAUAUUAAUCCAGCCAAGUUGAAAGUUAGGGGUGCAGACAUCGAGACAAGUGGGGUAGAAGGUCCAGGUGCAUCCCUUAAACUUCCCACUGUCAAAUUACCAACAGUUGACAUCUCAGCUCCAAAGGUGGACCUAGACUUUGGCCUUGCCAAACCUAGAGGUGACGAAGUGGAAGUGGAGCUUCUGAAAGCAGAAGGAGGUAGGCCUUCUUCAGGGGGCAGCUUUGAUCUUCCUGAUGUCUCCCUCAAAGUCCCCAGUUUCUCUCUUCCAAGGUUUGGUGGAAAGUCCAAGAGUGGUGAUCUGGCAAUAUCUGGCCCCAAGGGAGAGGUUUCCCUCAGUCCACCACAUGUGGAAGGGGAGAUAAGAGCACCAUCAGUAGAGUUUGAUGGGGAUGGAAAAGUCAAGGUGAAAAAACCUAAACUCAAAAUGCCUUCAUUUGGUAUAUCCAAAAAGCAUGCAGAUGUAUCCGUGUCUUGCCCUGAUGUGGAUGUUAAAGUGAAAAAGGAGAAAAUUGACAUUUCUAAGCCAGAGAUCAAUGUUGAGAGCCAGUAUGACAAACCAAAAUACAAAGUGAAAUUUCCCAAGUUUAAAAUGUCAUCACCAAAAGGUCACCUCCCAGAAGGAGAGGUUAAUGCUAAACUCGAGGCAGAUGUGGAAGGGCAAGGGGGCUUCCACGCACCUGAUGUCACUAUCAAACUACCAAGAUUCUCCAUGCCAGGAUUUGGCUCUAAGGAAAAAGAUUUUGUAAAGCCAAGUGGUCAUCUUGAAUCUAAGGCCAAGGUCAAGAUGCCCUCUGUUGAGCUGUCACUACCAACAGCUAAAACACCAGAGACUGAGGUUCUUCUUCCCAAAGCAGAAGUUGAUGUCUCAGAGGCUGAUAUCAGAGGUUAUGAGGGAAAUCUCAAAAUUCCCAAAAUGCCAACAAUUGAUGUUUCCAUUCCCAAAAUAGACCUGGAUGUGUCCCUGCCAAAUGUAAAGCAUGAUGUAAAGGUUGAUGGACAAGGAGGCAAAUUCAAGAUGCCAGACAUCAAGAUGCCUGACAUUGACUUGUCCCUUCCUACAGGAAAAACAAGUGCAACUAGAGAUGUUGACAUCUCUAUGCCCAAAGGAAAGACUGAGGGUCCAGAGGUGGAGCUCAAAGGAGAAGGUGGAAAAUUCAAGAUGCCACAUCUCAGCAUGCCCUCUGUUGAUAUUUCACUUCCAAAAGGAAAGAUCGAAGGUCCAGACGUUGAAAUGGAGGGAGGUACAGGAGGAAAAUUCAAAAUGCCUCACAUGAAAAUGCCAGAUGUUGACAUCUCUCUGCCCAAAGGAAAGAUGGAAGGUCCAGAUAUUGAAAUAGAGGGAGGUACAGGAGGAAAAUUCAAAAUGCCUCACAUGAAAAUGCCCAACAUUGAUAUCUCUCUGCCCAAAGGAAAGACUGAAGGUCCAGAUGUUGACAUCUCUCUGCCCAAAGGAAAGAUUGAGGGUCCAGAGGUGGAGCUCAAAGGAGAAGGUGGAAAAUUCAAGAUGCCACAUCUCAGCAUGCCCUCUGUUGAUAUCUCACUUCCAAAAGGAAAGAUUGAAGGUCCAGACGUUGAAAUGGAGGGAGGUACAGGAGGAAAAUUCAAAAUGCCUCACAUGAAAAUGCCAGAUGUUGACAUCUCUCUGCCCAAAGGAAAGAUGGAAGGUCCAGAUAUUGAAAUAGAGGGAGGUACAGGAGGAAAAUUCAAAAUGCCUCACAUGAAAAUGCCCAACAUUGAUAUCUCUCUGCCCAAAGGAAAGACUGAAGGUCCAGAUGUUGACAUCUCUCUGCCCAAAGGAAAGAUUGAGGGUCCAGAGGUGGAGCUCAAAGGAGAAGGUGGAAAAUUCAAGAUGCCACAUCUCAGCAUGCCCUCUGUUGAUAUCUCACUUCCAAAAGGAAAGAUUGAAGGUCCAGCUGUUGAGAUGGAGGGAAGUAGUGGAGGAAAAUUCAAAAUGCCUCACAUGAAAAUGCCCAACAUUGACCUUUCUCUGCCCAAAGGAAAGAUGGAAGGUCCAGAUGUUGACAUCUCUCUACCAAAAGGAAAGAUUGAGGGUCCAGAGGUGGAGCUCAAAGGAGAAGGUGGAAAAUUCAAGAUGCCACAUCUCAGCAUGCCUUCUGUUGAUAUCUCACUUCCAAAAGGAAAGAUUGAAGGUCCAGCUGUUGAGAUGGAGGGAAGUAGUGGAGGAAAAUUCAAAAUGCCUCACAUGAAAAUGCCCAACAUUGACCUUUCUCUGCCCAAAGGAAAGAUGGAAGGUCCAGAUGUUGACAUCUCUCUACCAAAAGGAAAGAUUGAGGGUCCAGAGGUGGAGCUCAAAGGAGAAGGUGGAAAAUUCAAGAUGCCACAUCUCAGCAUGCCCUCUGUUGAUAUUUCACUUCCAAAAGGAAAGAUGGAAGGUCCAGAUGUUGAGAUGGAGGGAGGUACAGGAGGAAAAUUCAAAAUGCCUCACAUGAAAAUGCCCAACAUUGACCUUUCUCUGCCCAAAAGUAAAGUGGAAGGUCCAGAUGUUGACAUCUCUCUACCAAAAGGAAAGAUUGAAGGUCCAGAGGUGGAGCUCAAAGGAGAAGGUGGAAAAUUCAAGAUGCCACAUCUCAGCAUGCCUUCUGUUGAUAUUUCACUUCCAAAAGGAAAGAUGGAAGGUCCAGAUGUUGAGAUGGAGGGAGGUACAGGAGGAAAAUUCAAAAUGCCUCACAUGAAAAUGCCCAACAUUGACCUUUCUCUGCCCAAAAGUAAAGUGGAAGGUCCAGAUGUUGACAUCUCUCUACCAAAAGGAAAGAUUGAAGGUCCAGAGGUGGAGCUCAAAGGAGAAGGUGGAAAAUUCAAGAUGCCACAUCUCAGCAUGCCCUCUGUUGAUAUUUCACUUCCAAAAGGAAAGAUCGAAGGUCCAGACGUUGAAAUGGAGGGAGGUGCAGGAGGAAAAUUCAGAAUGCCUCACAUGAAAAUGCCCAACAUUGACCUUUCUCUGCCCAAAGGAAAGAUGGAAAGUCCAGAUGUCGACAUCUCUCUGCCCAAAGGAAAAAUUGAAGGUCCAGAUGUUGAAAUAGAGGGAGGCACAGGAGGAAAAUUCAAAAUGCCUCACAUGAAAAUGCCCAACAUUGACCUUUCUCUGCCCAAAGGUAACAUUGAAGGUCCAGAUGUUGAAAUAGAGGGAGGUACAGGAGGAAAAUUCAAAAUGCCUCAAAUCAAAAUGCCCGAUUUUGACAUCUCUCUACCCAAAGGAAAGAUGGAAGGCCCAGAAGUUGAAAUAGAGGGAGGUACAGGAGGAAAGUUCAAAAUGCCUCACAUGAAAAUGCCCAACAUUGAAAUCUCUCUGCCCAAAGGAAAGAUGGAAGGUCCAGAUGUUGACAUCUCUCUGCCCAAAGGAAAAAUUGAAGGUCCAGAUGUUGAAAUGGAGGGAGGUGCAGGAGGAAAAUUCAAAAUGCCUCAGAUGAAAAUGCCUAACAUUGACCUUUCUCUGCCCAAAGGAAAGAUGGGAGGUCCAGAUGUCGACAUCUCUCUGCCCAAAGGAAAAAUUGAAGGUGCAGAUGUUGAAAUAGAGGGAGGCACAGGAGGAAAAUUCAAAAUGCCUCAAAUCAAAAUGCCCGAUUUUGACAUCUCUCUGCCGAAAGGAAAGAUCGAAGGCCCAGAAGUUGAAAUAGAGGGAGGUACAGGAGGAAAGUUCAAAAUGCCUCACAUGAAAAUGCCCAACAUUGACCUUUCUCUGCCCAAAGGAAAGAUGGAAGGUCCAGAUGUUGACAUCUCUCUGCCCAAAGGAAAAAUUGAAGGUCCAGAAGCUGAAAUAGAGGGAGGCACAGGAGGAAAAUUCAAAAUGCCUCACAUGAAAAUGCCCAAAAUUGACAUCUCUCUACCGAAAGGAAAGAUUGAGGGUCCAGAGGUGGAGCUCAAAGGCGAAGGUGGAAAAUUCAAGAUGCCACAUCUCAGCAUGCCCUCUGUUGAUAUUUCACUUCCAAAAGGAAAGAUGGAAGGUCCAGAUGUUGAGAUGGAGGGAGGUACAGGAGGAAAAUUCAAAAUGCCUCACAUGAAAAUGCCCAACAUUGACCUUUCUCUGCCCAAAAGUAAAGUGGAAGGUCCAGAUGUUGACAUCUCUCUACCAAAAGGAAAGAUUGAAGGUCCAGAGGUGGAGCUCAAAGGAGAAGGUGGAAAAUUCAAGAUGCCACAUCUCAGCAUGCCCUCUGUUGAUAUUUCACUUCCAAAAGGAAAGAUGGAAGGUCCAGAUGUUGAGAUGGAGGGAAGGAGAGGAGGAAAAUUCAAAAUGCCUCACAUGAAAAUGCCCAACAUUGACCUUUCUCUGCCCAAAGGUAAGAUGGAAGGUCCAGAUGUCGACAUCUCUCUACCAAAGGGAAAGAUGGAGGGUCCAGAGGUGGAGCUCAAAGGAGAAGGUGGAAAAUUCAAAAUGCCUCACAUGAAAAUGCCCAACAUUGACCUUUCUCUGCCCAAAAGAAAGAUCGAAGGUCCAGAAGUUGAAAUAGAGGGUGGUACAGGAGGAAAGUUCAAAAUGCCUCACAUGAAAAUGCCAGAUGUUGACAUCUCUCUGCCCAAAGGAAAAACUGAAGGUCCAAAUGUUGAAAUAGAGGGAGGCACAGGAGGAAAAUUCAAAAUGCCUCACAUGAAAAUGCCAGACAUCGACAUCUCUCUGCCCAAAGGAAAGAUUGAAAGUCCAGAUGUUGACAUCUCUCUAUCAAAAGGAGAGAUUGAAGGUCCAGAGGUGGAGCUCAAAGGAGAGGGUGGAAAAUUCAAAAUGCCUCAAAUGAAAAUGCCAGAUGUUGACAUCUCUCUGCCCAAAGGAAAGAUUGAAGGUCCAGAUGUUGACAUUUCUCUGCCCAAAGGAAAGAUCGGAGGUCCAGAAGCUGAAAUAGAGGGAAGUAGGGGUGGAAAAUUUAAAAUGCCCCACAUGAAAAUACCAAAUGUUGACAUCUCUCUGCCAAAAGGAAAGAUUGAAGGUCCAGAGGUGGAGCUCAAAGGAGAAGGUGGAAAAUUUACGAUGCCACACCUCAGCAUGCCCUCUGUUGAUAUUUCACUGCCCAAACCAAAGUUUGAAGGUCCAGAUGUUGAAAUGGAGGGAGGUACUGAGGGAAAGCUCAAAAUGCCUCAUUGGAAAAUGCCAGAUUUUGACAUCUCUCUGCCUAAAGGAAAACUUGAAGGCCCAGAGGUUGAAAUAGAGGCAGGUUCGGGAGAGAAAUACAAAAUGCCUCAUAUUAAAAUGCCACAUGUUGAUAUAUCUCUACCAGAAGGAAAAUCUGGUAUAAUUGAAGGAGCAGAGUUCGAGAUUGAGGGAAGCAAACCUAAAAUACCACACAUGACAAUGCCCUCAAUAGAUAUUUCACUGCCAAAAGGAAAGAUUGAAGGUCCUGCAGUUGAAAUUAAGGGUGAGAGAGGAAAGUUCAAGAUGCCAAAAGUUGACAUAUCUCUUCCUAAAGGAAAACCUUCAAUUGAAGGUCAAGAGGUAGAGAUUAAGGGAGAUCGGGGCCAGUUCAAGAUGCCUAAUGUGGGCAUAUCUAUCCCUAAAGGAAAAACAAAUACUGACAUACCAGAGGAGAAAGUGGACGCAGAGGGAGGAACCAUCAAGCUGCCACAUAUCAAGAUGCCAAAAGUUGAUAUUUCACUUCCUACAGGUAAAAUCAAAGAUAGUGAAUCACCUGCUAUAGAGAUGGAAGUCACAGGAGGAAAGUUCAAAGGUCCACAUGUUAAACUUCCAAAGGGGGGUAUAUCAGUGUUGAAGAAUAACUCAGGUGAAGCAGAGAUCAACUUACCAACCGUUGAGGCGGGAGGGAAAAUUAAAGUGCCACAAGAAGAAGCUGAUGUGCAUGUUGAGGGAGAGCGCAAAGGUCCCAAACUCAAGAUGCCAACAAUAGAUAUCAAAGGUCCAAAAGGAGACCUGGAGCUUGAUAUAGGACUUCAUAGAGGAGAUGGCAAGAAGAACAGGCAAAAAGUUGAGCUACCUGACUUGGAUCUCAACACAGCAGGAACCAGCAGCAAAGUAAAGGGGCCUAAAGUCAAAGGAACAAAAUUCAAGAUUGGAAUGCCAAAAAAGAAAACUGGCAUAGAUGUAACAGCAGAAGCAAAAAUAUGUAAAAACUGUGGCGAUGAGGAGUUAGGUGGUCAGGACAAACACAGAUGCAAGGGUAAAGAAAGAUUUGAGUACAAGGUUGAAGUUGAAACCCAUGACAGACAUAGAGAGAACAAAGAUCGUAUUAAUAUCCCAGUGUCAGAGGUUACAUUACCAAGUGUUGGUCUUAAAACCAAACAAAGCUCGGCUGAAUUAGGAACAGGGGGUGAGUGUGGCCUCUCCUCAUCUGGAGCAGAAAUCAAAGUCCCCAAGAUUCCAGACAUAGAAUUUGAUAUUGGUACAUCACAGAACGAAGAUGAGGACAGAACUGAAAAAGGCAAGAAAAUCAAAAUUCCUAAGUUUGGUGUCCCGUUACCCUCCAUCUCCUCUCCAGAGGGAAGAGUAGAUAUCUAUGGGCCAGAAAUUCAGUAUGAGGGCCCUAAAAUGCCCAAAGUAAAGAAAGCUGUCUUUGUCUUGGUAAAUCCACCUCAAACAGAUGAGGCCACUGCAUGCACGGGCCUCCCGGAAGAGGAGACAACAUAUAAGGCUGAAAAAGAGGAUGUCAAAAUGAAGAUGCCCAAAAUCAAAAUGAAGCCAAGUUUUGGGAAGUCCAAAGAUAAAUCAGCUGCUGUAAUCACAGAGAGUGAAUUGGAGGGAGAACAGACAGGAGGGAAGACGAAAAUGCCCAAAGUGUCAUUUUCUCCUGGCAAAUCAGGGUUGUUUGAUGUCACUCUAAAGGGUGAAGGUUCAAGUUCAAGUCUCAAUGGCGAAAAAGAUGCAAGUCUUCACAAGGGCUCCAAGGAUGAUAAAGGGACAUUCAGUGGCAAAAUCAAGCUUCCAAAGGUGGAGUUAACAUCUCCAUAUGGCAAAAUGGAGGACAAAGGGUUGAGUGUGAAACUGGGAAAGGAUUCAUCACCAGGUGAAGCAGAGGGGGACACUAAAGGGUUUAAAAAAUCAGGCAAGAUGGCCGCCACUGGUGUUAGUGAGGAGCUCUCAAAGGAUGUGGUGUCAUCUCAUGCCAGAACAGAUAUGCUGGACAGGGACAGCUCAGAGUCCCCCGCUAGUUUUACCAUGGAGUGCAGUUCUGCAAAGGUCCAGGCUUGGAGAGAGGUCGACAGCCAAAGCAGGGAGUCUGAAGAAAGAGAAUCUUCCUCCUGGUUCAAGGUCCCUAAGUUCUCCCUGAAGCCACACUCCACAGGUUUCCUCCAGAUAACCCCAGAAGGUUCUCCUCAGGCCCAGCGGAAGGGGGAGGUAGGAGGUGAGGUUGACGUCUCGGGGUCUUUCUGCCUCCACACCUCAGGGCUUGAUCUCUCUACCCAGGAAAUGUCCGAAGAGCAACAAGUCUCCUCCACCCAGGAGAGAACUGUCACCACGGUGACCAAGACCACCAGAAUUACCCGACACAUAGUAACCACUGAAGCGCGAACAGGUGAAUCUUCGCCAACCACGACAACAACUCACCAGGUGUCUGACUUCAAUUACUGAAGAUGCUGUAAUGAUAUCUUAAAUGUCUUUUAACCUUUUUGUUUUUCUUUGGUGAGGUUGCAGUGUUCUUGUAUGCUAAGCUUGCAACAUGGCAAACCUCAAUUAAGUAAAAGUCUUUAUUUUAUAUUUUAAUAGAUGAGGUAUGAAUGUGAUGCAAAAGAAUGACUUUUUAUCUAUUAGCAUCAUCGUCAUUAUAAAAGCAACAGAGUAAUAUAUGCUGCCUUUUUUUUCCAUUUUAAAUGUGACUAUUUUUGUUACUGUUAUUUGAGUUUUGUUAGUUUAGUCCUAAUUAUUUAUCAGAUUUUGUUUGGUUUAAAAGUUUUCACUCUGAAUGUAAACAUGUCACAUUACUUUAUUAUUUAUUGUUUGUGUGUUCAAAUUGCAUUGGAAAUGAGUCAUUUAGUCGCAUUAGCAUCAUGGAUUUGACCAUGAUUAGUUCAAAAUAAUACAUUUUGAACCGUUACAGUGCAGGCCAGAGUAAUAUUCAUGUAAAUACAACUAUAUCAUUGCUUUUUUGAAGCAGUAUCCCUUCAAUCCGAAAUGUAGUUAUUUUCAUAUUCACCAGAGUCAGGAGUAGAAAUGAUAUUUUUUGAUCUGUGUUUGUCUUGAAGGAAAAGUGUGAGCUUUUUGAGAUUAUAGGUUAUUCUCAUUUUCUGCCAUAGUUUUAUACUUUAAGCAUUUAGCUGGUGCUGUUACCCAGAGAUAGUCACAGUGAGUGAGCAGGAUACUCUGGACUCUUUUUUUUUGCUGUGGGGAUCAAAUCUGUGACCCUCUGGUUACAGGUUGCUCUCAAACAUUUACUGUAGCCCACCCUGCUGCUAAUCUAUUUUAUAUUUGUUUUUACUGUACACUGCCAGAAAAAGACACCGCUGUAUAUUCUGUGAUUGGGGCUUUAGCUUCAAGACACAACUCCUGACUGAAUUUUUGAAACUCAGCUGUGAAGUAUGUUGAGUUUCAAAACAUCAGCAGAGUGCUGGGAGGAAAUUUGUGGAUUGAGGGGUAUUGUUGGGCGCUUACAUGAAAUCAGGGAGAGGAGCUUUAAAGGUAAAACAUUUUCUCUUGAAACAUAGCCCUCUACAAUAUUACUAUCAGGCUGCUACAAUGACAGACUGGCUCAGGAGUGGUGAGCCUCAAUAUUGUACAAAAGCCAACAUGUAACAAAAUAUGCACUCUGAAAACCGAAGAGAGGAGCUCAAAAACAAGAGGACAAAGGCACCUUCUGAUUAAAAUGUCUUUGAUAAUCUGACAUUCUUGUGUUUAUUGUAUGAAUAUUACUGAUGAUGUUACAAAAUAAUGUUAGAUGCCAAAAUGUCAGAUUGAUAAAAGCAUUUUUAUUAAGUGCCUUUACCCCUUAUUUUUCAAAAAGUGUGUCCUCCAUUUAAAGUAUAAACUGCUUUGAAAUGGAGGGAGAAAAGCCUCUUGCUGUAUUUCAGAUAUUUAUUUUGUUGUCUCUAUAUUGAGACAUUUAAGUUUCAUUCCCAAAUGCAGAACCUCUCAUUUGAGAAAAAAACAUUUCUGGUAUUAAAUGAAAACAUACUUUUUAAAACUACUGAGGGUAUACACUACUCUUAGCCAUUACAAUUACCAUUUCACAGAUUACAAUCAUGUACUUUUUCAAAAUAACGAGCUACUUUUCAAGUGGAAGUAAAGCAUUUAAGAAUGGAGACUUUUAACUAAACUUGGUUUACUUUACUUGGUUGGUAGACAGAAUGACAACGUGUGAUAAAAUGCAUGAAGGAAUCCUGACAAAUCUUCUCCCACACUUUUUCCAUUAACAACAUUAACACUAUGCCUGUUUUAAAGAAGCGAUAUAGACAAUAGAUUUCUAAAAAGCCGAGAAGAGAUAGUGACACGUUAUGGUAACACACGCUGAGUAGCAUCUAUGUGUAUUGAGAUUUUUACCUUUCUUUUAAUCAAGUCUUCGAAUUUCUUUUCGAUUAUAAGGGUUUCAGUGCCAAGUGUUUUUGUCAAAGCUGCAAUGGAGAGAAUGUUGGUUACAAUGUUACAUCAAUAAAAUAAUAUUCACACAAAAAUCA